AUUUAUUCAUUGAUCAACUAUCACAAUCUGAAAAUGUUUCUGACUUUGCUCCUUGUUAUACUUGGGACCCAGGCUUCUAAAACACAGCAACCUGCCUCUGAGUCUGUAGAUGUUGUCCUUCUGAUUGACAGCUCUAAUACCUUCGGCAGACAAGGUUUUCUCUCAUUAAAAAAUUAUGUGAAUAGAAUGAUCAACAAUCUUCCAAUAGGGCCAAAUAAAUAUCGCCUUGCACUUAUCCAAUACAGUGAUGAUAUCCAUGUUGAAUUCCAGCUGGAUGACUUCAAAGGAAAAAACCCUAUGCUGAACCAUGUUAAAAAGAGAUUUUCAUUCCAGGGUGGGUCUUUAAGGACUGGGAAUGCCAUACAAAAGAUCCACAAGACUAUUUUCAAGGCACUAAGAAGAGACAGACACCAGGUUUUGAUUAUUACCACUUCAGGGGUAUCACAAGAUGACGUGGAAGGACCUGCUACAUUAAUGAGAGAAGAUGGGGUAAAAAUAAUUGCUUUAGGAAUGCUGAAUGCAUCUGAGCAAGAGCUGAAGUCAAUGGCCACACAUCCAUUCAGUUACCAUUUUGAUACACUAAAAGAUCUCCAAAAGUUUUCCUCAAAUAUAUUGUCUGUUAUUGAAUCAACUAUAGCAAUAGAUGAGAAUUUAGUCUUCUCCACAGCUACCCCACCAAGUACAAUUUAUGCUCAUAGCAUGCCCAUAAAAGUUGUGGAUUGUUCUGAUGAUUUAAUUGCAGAUGUUGUAUUUGUGGUGGAUGAAGCUGUUUCACCUACAAAUAGUGAAUAUAUUGUAUCUUUCUUACAAAACAUAACAACCUCUCUUGAUGUGCAGAAAAGCUGCAUCAGAAUUGGUCUUGUGACAUACAGCAAUGAGCCUCGUGUACUUUCUCAACUGAACACAGAAACAGAGAUAAAAGAUCUUAUAUUUAAAAUCAAGAGCUUUUCUCCCAGGGAAGGAAAAGCUAAAUUAGGUGCUGCCUUAAACUUUACUAGAGAAAUAUUUUUUACUGAAAGUGCUGGAAGCAGAAGGACAGAAGGUGUGGAACAAAUAGCUACCCUCAUCGCCCACAGACCCUCUGAGGAUAGUGUAACUGAAGCAUCAAGUCUCCUUUUGCAGAAGGGUGUGACAGUAUUUGCCAUAAGCAGUGAAGGGGCUAAUAUCACACAGUUAGGUGGAGUAGUAUCCUAUCCCCCAAAUAGAAAUAUUAUAAAAGUUGACCAUUUUUCAAAUCUGGCAGAUAAGUCUAAAAUUUUUGAGAAGAAACUAUUCAAACAUAUUCAUAUGUUUUUUGACGAAGCUGAAAGAACAGAAGAGUUCCGAUCAGGAUGUAUGGAAACAGAAAAGGCUGAUAUUUAUUUUCUCAUUGAUGGUUCAUCAAGCAUCAGUCCCUCAAAUUUUAUUAAGAUGAAGACAUUCCUAAAGGAAGUAAUUAAGCUAUUUACCAUAGGACCUGAUCAUGUUCGAUUUGGAGUUGUUCAGUUUGGAACUCUUUAUCAAACAGAAUUUGAACUUGAUAAGUAUAUGAAAAUCAGCCAUUUAGAAAAAGCCAUUAAUAAUAUAAUCCAAAUGGGAGUAGACACAUAUACUGGAGCUGCUAUAUGGUCUAUGCAGCCAUUAUUUGAAAAGGCAAAAAAACAGUGAGGUGGCAAAGUCCCUUGUUAUCUCAUUGUACUGACAGAUGGAAAAGCACAUGAUAAUGUGCUGGAACCUUCUAAAAUGCUAAGAAAAUCAGCAGUCAAUAUUUAUGCUAUUGGUGUGAAAUCUGCUAAUAUCACACAGUUAAAUGAGAUUGCAGACUCAGAAUCAAAGGUUUACUAUGUGGAACAGUUUGACUCCUUGAAAAAUAUAAAAAAUGAAAUUGUUCGAGACAUAUGCUCUGAAAAAGCCUGUGAGAAAAUGAAAGCUGAUGUCAUGUUCUUAGUAGACAGCUCUGGAAGUAUAAGCCAUCAAGAUUUUGAGAAGAUGAAGAAGUUCAUGCAAGAAUUGGUAGAUAAGUGUAGUGUUGGUCUAAAUGAAGUGCAAUUCGGUGUUGUACAGUUCAGUAGCACCAAUAAAGAAGAGUUCCAACUCAACUCAUCAAAAGAUUACAUUAUUAACGCUAUUGGGAACAUGACUCAAAUGUAACAGAACACUUAUACUGGAAAAGCUCUGCAAUUUGUUUCUGAUUAUUUCAAACCAGCAAAAAGAGCACGGCCUUCUGUCAACAAAAUUCUUAUCCUCCUCACAGAUGGGGAAGCACAUGAUAAUGUAAGAGAACCAUCCAGUGCUCUAAGAAAAGAAGGUGUCAUUAUCUAUUCCAUUGGGAUUACUGGUGCUAAUGUUACACAACUAGUAGAGAUCAGCGGGGCACCAAACAACAUGUUUUACUUGAAAGAUUAUGAUGUUCUGAAAUACAUAGAGAAAGACAUCAUGUUUCGCAUAUGCAGUCCAUAUAAGCUGGAUGAGUGCAAAAGGAUAAACCGUUUAGAUCUGGUUUUUGUAAUUGAUAGUUCUAGCAGUAUUGGUGAAACCAACUACAUUCUCAUGAAUAACUUCAUAAUUGGCAUUGUAAAUAAGUCUGAUGUAGGUAAAGACCAUGUUCAGUUUGGAGCAGUAAAGUAUUCCAAUAAUCCAGAAAUUAUGUUCAAGCUGAAUACCUAUAGCAAAAGAUCAGAUAUCAUUAAAUUUAUUCAGGACAACGUGCUUUUAAAAGGAGAUACAUACACAGCAAAGGCUCUUCAGCUCUCAGAAAGUCUUUUAACUAAAGAAAAUGGCAGCCGCAUAGACCAAGGGGUCCCUCAAGUUCUUAUGGUCAUAACUGAUGGAGAAUCUCAUGAUAGGGCAAUACUGGAUAGCACUUCAAAUGAACUCAGAAAGAAAGGAACUAUUAUUUAUGCCAUUGGAAUAAAAGACGCAAAUCGUGAGGAACUUGAAAUCAUGGCUGGAUCAAAAGACUACUGGUUCUACAUGCCAUCAUUUGAGGGACUGGAAAACAUAACCACAAACCUUAUAUCAUGUUUUUUUUAUUGGAUUCCUUUUGCAGAAUGUGAUAUUGAAGCAGAACUUGUUAUCCUAGCUGAUUCCAGAAGUAUCCCUGACAAAGAACUGAAGGCUGUGAAGGAUUUUGUGAUAAAAUUGCUUAAGUCAAUUAUAAAUAAAGACAAUAUUCUAGUUGGAAUGGCCCAAUUCAGUAAUACACUUCAAGAAGUAUUCCAGCUGGGUGCUUAUCAAGAUCUACCAGAACUGUAUAGUAAAAUUACUAAUAUGUCACUGAUCACAGGAGGGUCCACAUUGAUUGGACAUGCCCUCAGAAAAGUCAAAACCUUUUUCAAAACCAGCAAAGAAAGAGUAGCUCGAAGUGUUAACCAAAAGUUGCUCAUAUUCACUGAUGGAAGAUCAGAUGAUGAGUUUCCUCAAGCAGCAAAAAAAUUGAGAGAUGAAGGUGUGGAAAUCCAUGCAGUUGCAGUAGGAAAUGUGACUGAUUCAAAACUUCUGCAGAUUACCAACUCCCCAAGCAGAAAAUAUAAGGUUGACCAUUACAGUGAUCUAAAAACUCUUGUUAAUCAUGUAAAUAAGGAAAUUUGUAAAGAGACUACUGAAGCAACAUGUUUUGUAGAUAUUAUUAUUGGAUUUGAUAUGUCAUCUCAGAAGCCAGGAAACAAUUUAUUCAGUGAGCAACAUCAUUUGGAGAUUUAUCUUCCUGAUAUUAUAAAAGGCCUAACAUCUUUAAGCAGCACAAGUUGCUCUAAGGAUAAAAAAGCACAAUUCAGUGUGACUAUUUCAGUAGAAAACACAGAUAAACCUUUCUGGGCAAAAUUUCAUUAUGUUGAUGACACAAAUAUAGUAACAGAACUCAGAAACGUUGUGGUCAACAGACCAUCUCAUCUCAACACUGACUUCUUGGAUGCUCUUUGGAAUUUAGUUAAAAAUGUGACUGACAUAGAAAAUCGAAACACGGUAUUACUUCUUUUCUCAGAUGGCUUGGAUGAUAAUAUAAUAGCACUUGGACAAAAAUCUGAAGAACUUAGAAUACAAGAAAUCCUCAUGGAGAAUCAUGCAUUGCUUUAUGGUGCUUUGGAAUCUGUAAUGACAGGUACUCCAGGAUUAGUUGGUGAUGAUGGUGAACUAGGAACAUGGGGUUACCCUGGACACCUGAUCCACAAAUGGUAUCAGAUGGCAGUGGCAAUGGAUCUCAAACUCAAUUGGUACAAGAAGUGCAGAACCAUGGCGCAAAAGACAAAGGCCCAGUCAGAGAAGUGCCAGCUUGGGAGACAAUCAAAUUCCGGCCAAGUCGCAGAGUCCCCUAGCAAAGCCUCGGGACCACCCAUCAAGUGCUUCCAUUGUGGCCAGCAAGGCCAUCAGGUGGCCGAAUGUCUAGAACCAGCUUCCCAGCCAAAGGGGAAGCCACCGGAGCCCACCAAGGCAAAGAAGCCCCAACAAAAGGGUCCAAAAGGAGCAAAGGGCCAGUCCUUCUAUUCUCCUUGUGAACUUAUUGAAUAUGUACAGAAACAUAGCUCCUGCUGGACAGGAAUACCAAAAUGUCCAGCAUAUCCAACAGAAUUAGUAUUUGCUUUGGAUAUAUCUCAAGAUACCAAUCCUAAGAUAUUUGAAGAAAUGAGAAAGACUGUCAUUGAUAUUGUGAACCAAACAAACAUCAGAGAGAGCAAUUGUCCUGUGGGAGCCAGAGUGGCUGUUGUGUCCUACAGCUCCAACACCAACUAUCUGAUCCGCUUUACAGAUUUCCAGAACAAGAACAAGUUGUUACAGGAGCUCAAUAGACUUUAUUUGCAGAGAACAACCAACAGACGGGACAUUGGUGGAUCCAUGAGGUUUGUUGCCAGGCAUCUCUUCAAGCGAACUCUCCAAGGUGCUAAUGUGAGGAAAGUUGCUGUCUUCUUCAGCAAUGGAGAGUCUGAACAUCCUGACUCGAUUGGUACAGCGGUCCUAGAGUUCAGUGCCUUAGGUAUCCAGCCAGCAGUCAUUUCUUUUAAAAGCAUCCCUGAAAUUACCCAAGCUUUUGAGAUGGACAGCACAGGAUUGUUUCAAGUUAUCCACCUCCAUCAGAAGAGUGAUUAUCUUUCAGUCUUAGAAAGACUUCAGGUGUGCGUAAUUUGCUAUGACAAAUGCAGACCAGAUGAAUCUUGCUUCAGAACGCAACCUUUCAAAACUGAGGCUUAUAUGGAUGCUGCAUUCAUUCUGGAAAAUUCCAGGAAAAUAAGCACUACUGGAUUUGAAGAACUAAAACAUUUCCUAAGUAGAGUAUUGGACAGCUUUGAAAUUUCUACAGAUCCAAAGACCUCUUUGAUAGGUGAUCGGAUAGCUGUUGUGAGUCAUGCUCCACUGAAUUUCCAAUUCCAAAGACAAGAACUUCCAGUAAAAAUUGAAUUUGACUUGGUGACAUAUGAAAGUAAAAAACAAAUGAAGAGGCAUAUUGAAAAGUCUUUUCAGAAACUAAAUGGAGAAGCAGCACUUGGCCAUGCCAUAAAGUGGACAAUUGAUAAUAUCUUUUCAGAGGGACUUAACCAGAGAGAAAAAAAGGCUAUUUUUAUCAUAUCUGUUGGGGAAACAAGUCCUUGGGAUAAGGAAGUGUUGAGUGAUGCAGCCCUAAGAGCCAAAUGCAAAGGCUAUGCUGUAUUUGUGCUUUCAAUAGGACCUCAAUAUGAUUACAUAGAACUUAUGGAACUGUCAAGCCUUCCUUUGGAACAUCACAUAGUACAGCUUGGCAGAAUCCACAAAGCUGAACUUGAAUAUGCAGUCAAAUUUCUGAAGCCAUUAAUACAUCUGCUCAAAACACUCCAUUUGACAAGACUCCACCAAAUAAAAUUCAUUUAAUUGAUGAGAAUGGCUCUGCUUUUCCAGAAC
Molecule: messenger RNA, 5847 nt
Organism: Notechis scutatus (mainland tiger snake)
Lineage: Eukaryota; Metazoa; Chordata; Lepidosauria; Squamata; Elapidae
Source: RefSeq, a predicted model, not a curated record